UUUAAACCGUCUGGAAAAAAGAAGAAGGAGAAGCUAAAUUAAACAAUAAUAAUAAUUCUGGAAAUUCAAGCAAUAAAAGAAGUGCACAGACAGAAACAUUGAAAAGGGAAAAAAGCAAACCACGGGAAAGAAGGAAAGAUGUACAAGCUUUUCAACAGAGGCAGGGACAAUUCCGCCGAUGCCUCACCGCCAUACGCGGCGGCGACGACGUCGGCUUCUCCGGUCACUGGCCCCGCAAGGCCCAUACGGCUCGUCUACUGCGACGAGAAGGGAAAGUUCCGGAUGGAUCCAGAAGCCGUCGCGACGCUCCAGCUGGUCAAGGAGCCCAUUGGCGUCGUCUCCGUCUGUGGAAGGGCUCGCCAGGGCAAGAGCUUCAUCUUGAAUCAGCUUUUAGGAAGGAGUAGUGGAUUUCAAGUGGCAUCAACGCAUCGGCCAUGUACGAAAGGGCUUUGGCUGUGGAGUACACCUUUGAGGAGGACUGCUCUUGACGGAACAGAGUACAAUCUCCUGCUUUUAGACAGUGAAGGAAUAGAUGCUUAUGAUCAAACGGGAACAUACAGCACCCAGAUAUUCUCACUGGCUGUCCUUUUGUCUAGCAUGUUCAUUUAUAACCAGAUGGGUGGUAUAGAUGAGGCUGCCCUUGAUCGUCUUUCUCUUGUCACUGAAAUGACAAAGCACAUUCGUGUUAGAGCAUCUGGAGGAAAGAGUUCUGCAUCUGAACUAGGACAGUUUUCUCCAAUUUUUGUUUGGCUCUUACGGGACUUCUAUUUGGACCUAACUGAAGAUAACAGAAAAAUAACACCCCGUGAUUAUCUAGAACUUGCUUUAAAGUCUGUCCAAGGGAGUGGAAGAGAUAUAGCUGCUAAAAAUGAGAUUCGAGAUUCUAUUCGGGCUUUAUUCCCAGACAGGGAAUGCUUCACCCUUGUGCGACCUUUGAACAACGAAAAUGAUCUACAGCGAAUGGACCAGAUAUCGUUGGACAAAUUACGACCUGAAUUUCGAUCUGGCCUUGAUGCUUUGACCAAGUUUGUUUUUGAAAGAACAAGACCAAAGCAAGUUGGUGCAACUAUGAUGACAGGCCCUGUAUUGGUUGGUAUAACUGAAUCUUAUCUGGAUGCAAUCAACCAUGGUGCUGUGCCUACAAUUUCUUCCUCCUGGCAGAGUGUUGAAGAAGCCGAGUGUCGGAGGGCAUAUGAUUCUGCUACUGAAGUUUAUAUGUCUUCUUUUGAUCGUUCAAAGCCACCUGAGGAAGUUGCUUUGAGGGAGGCACAUGAGCAAGCAGUUCAAAAGUCAAUGGCUGCUUUCAAUGCUAGUGCAGUAGGAGUUGGUUCUGCAAGGAAGAAAUAUGAGGGCCUUCUUCAGAAAUUCUUUAAGAAGGCAUUUGAGGAUUACAAGAGGAAUGCAUUUAUGGAGGCAGAUCUACAGUGCUCAAAUGCCAUACAGUCUAUGGAAAAGAGGCUAAGGGCAGCUUGUAAUGCUUCGGAUGCAAGGAUUGAUAAUGUUGCGAAGGUUCUUGAUGCUCUUUUAUCUGAAUAUGAAAAAUCAAUUCGAGGUCCUGGGAAGUGGCAAAAACUUGCUGUCUUCUUGCAACACAGUUUUGAAGGCCCCAUGCUUGACCUUAUGAAGAGGCUAACAGAUAAAGUUGAAUCAGAAAAGAGUUCUCUUGCUUUACAAUGUCGGUUGAUUGAAGAUAAGAUGGCUCUACUGAACAAGCGGCUGGAAGCUAGUGAAGGCGGAAAAUCUGAGUACGUGAAGCGAUACGAAGAUGCCAUCAAUGAUAAGAAGAAACUAACUGAUGAAUAUAUGAAUCGCAUAACUGAUCUGCAAGCUAAUCGCCGUUCAAUGGACGAGAGGUAUUCUAGCUUAUUAAAAACAUUGGACUCUACCAAGCAGGAAUCCAUGGAUUGGAAAAGAAAAUAUGAACAGGUUUUAUUGAAGCAGAAAGCUGAGGAAAAUCAAGCUAGUUCUGAAAUAGCAGCCCUCAAGUCCCGGAGUGGUGCUGCUGAAGCAAGGUUAGCAGCAGCAAAGGAACAAGCUCAGUCUGCUCAAGAGGAGGCUGAGGAGUGGAAGCGAAAGUAUGAUAUUGCCAUUAGAGAAGCAAAAUCUGCUCUAGAGAAGGCAGCUAAUGUGCAGGAGCGCACAAACAAGCAGACACAGUUGAGGGAAGAUGCUUUAAGAGAAGAAUUCUCUGGAACUUUGGCUGAAAAAGAAGAUGAAAUAAAAGAGAAAACCGCCAAAUUGGAGCAUGCCGAGAGGUGUUUAACAACUCUGAAAUUAGAGUUGAAGGCUGCCGAGUCAAAGAUAAGGAGUUAUGAUACAGAAAUAUCGUCACUGAGGAUAGAAAUUAAAGAGUUGACUGAGAAGUUGAAAUCUGAAAGUGCCAAGGCCCAAUCAUAUGAGAGAGAAGCGAUAGUAUUUAAGCAGGAGAAGAGCCAUUUAGAGCAAAAGUACCAAUCCGAGUUCAAAAGAUUUGAGGAGGUCCACGAAAGGUGUAAAACUGCUGAAAAAGAAGCUGCGAGGGCUACUGAAGUGGCUGAUAAAGCACGGGCUGAAGCUGGUAUAGCUCAGAAGGAGAAGAGUGAGAUGCAGAAACUGGCAAUGGAAAGACUGGCACAGAUUGAGAGGGCUGAGAGGAGAAUUGAAAGUUUGGGGAGGGAGAAAGAUAAUCUGGAAGGUGAAUUGCAGAGAGUAAAGGUAUCGGAGAAUGAUGCACUUACCAGAGUUGCGAAACUAGAGGAAAAGGUGCAACAGAGAGAGAAGGAUUUAGAAGCACUUUUGGAUAAAGAUAAAACACACAGGCGUAAUAACGCCCAGAUUCUAGAACAACUAUUGGAAACAGAACGGGAAGCACAUACACAGGCAAAUAACCGGGCUGACGCCCUCUCUCUACAGCUACAGUCUGCACAAGCCAAAAUUGAUUCUCUCCAUCAAGAGCUGACUAAGUUUCGACUGAAUGAAACAGCAUUGGACAGUAAGCUAAAUACUGCUUCUCAUGGUAAGCGUUUGAGGGUAGAUGAUGACAUUGGUGUAGAAUCUUUUCAAGACAUGGAUAUGAGCCCUAGAAUUGUAAGGGGAACCAAGAGAACUAGGAGUACAUCCAGUCCUCUUAAGUAUACGCAGCCAGAAGAUGGUGGUUCCAUCUUUGAGGGUGCAGAGGAUAAUCAUAGUCAGCAAACAGAAGAGGAGGAUUAUAAAAAGUUUACCAUGCAGAAGCUUAGGCAAGAGCUGACAAAACAUAACUACGGCGAUCAGCUGCUUCAGUUGAAGACUCCCAACAAGAAAGAUCUCAUUGCUCUCUAUGAGAAAUGUGUUCUUCAAAAGUCAUAGCAGAUUUUGAAUAGGACUUGUAUUGGCAUGAUGCACGUAAUCACCCCGUCUCUGUCUGUCUAAAUCUCAUUUAUACCGUGGUUGCUGACAUAUAGACUAGAAAUAUUGUGUGAAUUUAACUCUUUUGAUUGGUUUUACAUAUUGGGUGUGUUUACUUGAGUUUGCUAGCAAUGAUUACCUAGGCCAUAGAAAAUGUUGAUGGCCCGAUCUAUAUUUGUUGACUGCUUGAGCUGUAUCUAAUACAUCUGUAUA
Molecule: messenger RNA, 3579 nt
Organism: Gastrolobium bilobum
Lineage: Eukaryota; Viridiplantae; Streptophyta; Magnoliopsida; Fabales; Fabaceae
Exons: 14
Coding region: 139-3327 (1062 amino acids)
Molecular function (GO): GTPase activity; GTP binding
Source: RefSeq, a predicted model, not a curated record